Dentiscutata heterogama is the source of this 218-nucleotide messenger RNA. NCBI's taxonomy places the organism in Eukaryota, Fungi, Glomeromycota, Glomeromycetes, Diversisporales, Gigasporaceae. The record is from the annotation of a GenBank genome assembly.
CGUCUGCUGGUAUAAUGUCUGCCAGUAUGUCUGCCGGUGUAAUGUCUGCUGAUGCUGGUAUGUCUGCUGGUGCCGGUGUAAUGUCUGCUGGUACUGGUGUGUCUGCUGGUGCCGGUGUAAUGUCUGCUGGUGCCGGUGUGUCUGCUGGUGCUGGUGUAAUGUCUGCUAGUGCCGGUGUAAUGUCUGCUGGUGCCGGUGCUGGUGUAAUGUCUGCUGGU